GUGUCUUAAGCAGAUUCUCAGCACUGGAAAUCCUGCCACGUUUCCAUAGUCUGCUUGGUUCCCACCUUCUCUUCCAGCCGUCAAUGAGUUUCUUUACCUCAAAACACCUCCCAUCUCUUUGAGACCCCACUCCCUCCCUCCUUGUUGUGACAGAUCUCCCUGUCUCUCCUUUGUGACUUCUCUCUUUAACCCUUUCCUUUCAGGCACCUGUCCUCACUGUUCUUGUCCACAUCGCUGUCAAACCCGUGUUGUCAAAUCCAGGGAUUGAGUCUUCUCCCCACGUGUUCCUCGACCGUGCAGAGUGGCAGUUGGCGUGGGGAACACCUUCCCUGGCUCCCAGAGGUUUUUGCUGCCGUGAGAAUUAACAGUAACCGUUCAAUAUGGGGGACGUUCUGGCUCACGAAUCAGAAUUACUUGCACUAGUGAAAGAGUAUUUAGAUUUUGCUGAAUUUGAAGACACCUUGAAAACAUUUUCAAAAGAAUGCAAAAUAAAAGGAAAGCCGUUAUCUAAAACAGCAGGUGGCUCUUUAAGGAAUUCCAAAUCACUGGUCAUCCAGAAGGACCUCAUUGCCGCAUUUGACAGCGGAGACCAGAAGGUGUUCUUCGAUCUGUGGGAGGAGCACGUUCCCAGUUCCAUCCGUGAUGGUGACCCCGUUGCCCAGAAGUUGGAAUUCUAUCUUCACAUCCAUUUUGCCAUCUAUCUUCUGAAACACUCCGUGGGGAGACCUGACAAAGAGGACCUGGAUGAGAGGAUUUCUUAUUUCAAAACCUACCUGGAGACCAAAGGGGCGGCGUUGAGCCAGACCACAGAGUUUCUCCCUUUCUACGCUCUGCCUUUUGUUCCCAACCCCAUGGUACACCCCUCGUUUAAAGAGCUCUUCCAGGAUUCUUGGACUCCAGAAUUAAAGUUGAAGUUGGAAAAGUUUCUGGCUUUAAUUUUUAAAGCCAGUAACACGCCAAAGCUUUUAACAUUAUACAAGGAGAAUGGACAGAGUAACAAAGAAAUGUCGCAGCAGCUCCACCAGCAGCUGAUAGAAGCCGAGCGUAGGUCAAUGACGUACCUGAAGCGGUACAAUAAGAUCCAGGCAGACUACCACAAUCUCAUCGGGGUCACGGCAGAGCUGGUGGAUUCCCUGGAGGCCACGGUCAGUGGCAAGAUGAUCACGCCGGAGUACCUGCAGAGCGUAUGCGUCCGCCUCUUCAGUAACCAGAUGCGACAGAGCCUGGCCCACAGCGUGGACUUCACGCGGCCUGGGACGGCUUCAACCAUGUUAAGAGCCUCCUUGGCACCAGGUAGGAAGCUGAAGGAUGUCCCAUUGCUGCCCUCCUUGGAUUAUGAGAAACUGAAGAAGGAUUUGAUUUGGGGGAGUGACCGCUUGAAAGCCUUCUUGUUGCAGGCUCUGCGCUGGCGCUUGACCACAUCCCAUCCUGGAGAGCAGAGGGAGACCGUUCUGGAAGCCUACAUUGGCAACGACCUCCUGGACUGUCACGGCCACGGCCAGAGGAGUGUGCUUCAGCUGCUGCACUCCAAGAGCGAGGUGGUGCGACAGUACAUGGCCCGGCUCAUCAAUGCCUUCGCGUCCCUGGCGGAAGGUCGUCUCUACCUGGCCCAGACCACAAGGGUGCUGCGGAUGCUGGAGGAAAGGCUGAAGGAGGAAGACGAGGACGUCGUCACCCGGGAGAACAUUCUCGGGGCCUUGCAGAAGUUCAGCCUCAGGCGCCCGCUGCAGACAGCGAUGAUUCGAGACGGCCUCAUCUUCUGGCUGAUUGAUAUUCUGAAGGACCCCGACUGCCUGUCUGACUACACGCUGGAGUACUCGGUGGCUUUGCUCAUGAACCUCUGCCUCCGGAGCGCAGGGAAGAACAUGUGUGCCAAGGUGGCAGGCCUGGUGCUGAAAGUUCUUUCGGAUCUGCUCGGCCAUGAGAACCACGAGAUACAGCCGUAUGUGAACGGAGCUCUGUACAGCAUCCUUUCUAUUCCGUCCAUUCGUGAGGAAGCAAGGGCAAUGGGAAUGGAGUACGUCCUCCGCUGCUUCAUCAAAGAAGGCAAUGCUGAAAUGGUUCGCCAGAUCGAAUUCAUCAUCAAGCAGCUUAAUUCAGAGGAGCUACAGGAUGGUGUUCUUGAAUCUGAUGAUGAUGAAGAGGAAGAUGAUGAAGAGGACCAUGACACUAUGGAAGCUGAUCUGGACAAAGACGAGCUGAUCCAGCCCCAGCUUGGAGAGCUCUCAGGCGAGAAGCUUCUGACCACGGAGUACUUGGGAAUCAUGACCAACACGGGGAAGAUGAGGCGGAAGGGCCUGGCCGGUGUGCAGCGCAGCGCCGACGAGCCCCUGUGCCGGCCCGUCACCCCUGGCGGCCACAGGACGGGGUACCCAGUGCCGGAAGACCAUCCCGUUCCUCCCCAGAUGGCCCAACGUGCGGGAAACGGCGGCCUCCCGUCCCUGACAAGCGCCCCCCGUCCAGAGCACCAGGGGGGUGAGGCUGGUGCUUCGGGGCCUUCACCCUCCACGGUGGACAUCAAACCGGGAGAAUGGUUGCCAGCGGGACAUCAGGGAGAGGUUCGUCUGCCCUCGGCGGGGGACCCCAGCCAGGCCCUAGGCGGUGGAGACACCACCAGGGAAUUUACAUCGGCCUUCACCUGCAAGCCCCGGACCCCCCGGACACCUGAGAUCCUGGACCUGAACCCACCCAAGGCCAAGGCAUCCGCUCUGGCCCCUCAGUUCUCCUCGUGCGGCCCCCAGCAGGCCAGCCGCCCCAGCUCCAUGACCUCCUCCACGAGAGGACCACAGAGCGGCCAAUCUUCCAGGAAGUGAGGAUGGUCUCUUCGCCGGUGUCACCGUCCCGUUGCCCGAGGACCAGCCAGCUUCCCUUCCUCAGCCGGCCAGCAGCUGCAGGUGACAGAUGUGGAGGAGACCGUUGUCUGCCAGCGGCCAGGCGAGGCUAGCUCUCCGGGCAGCCCAGGAGCAGGCCCCCCACAGCCCCCGGGACACCGGGUCCUGUCCCUGCCCGUCCCCGGCCGCCCCUCACACACAGGAACAGACCUGGGCAGACGGUGCGAGCUGCUCACGUCAGGAGCCUGUGGGGGGGAGCAGGGACUGGAGACUCGGCCCGAGACGGGGCCUUGGCCUCAAUGGAAACCGUCGCUCCUCUCGGUCCAGCCGGAAGGAGACUGAAGGGAUUUAGAAUAAGGGAGACGCAUCCCGAAGCCAUAUUCCUGAGCAGCAGAUUUGAUAUUCUUCCUUUUUUAAAAUCUGAGACGAAUAUGAUACAUUCCCGUACGUAGCUUGGACUAUAUCGCUGUUUCCGAUCUUCUGCACGCGUGUUUUAAAGGCCUCGUAGGGUUGACGCCAUUUCCCCCUCCCCUGCCUCCUUUAAGACCGUAAACACAAACAGCUCCCUGGCAAAAUGAUGGGGGAGGCUUGCCCCUUGCAGUGGGUGACGUCAGAGCUCACGCCUUAGGAUAAAGGAAAGAACUUUGCCCGCCGAGCCGGCGAGGUCCCCCAAACUAGUGGCAGAAUCUGACCUCUCCUCAAAUAUAAAUACUGAAAUAAACUGAAUAUUGAGACGGUC
Molecule: messenger RNA, 3570 nt
Organism: Panthera uncia (snow leopard)
Lineage: Eukaryota; Metazoa; Chordata; Mammalia; Carnivora; Felidae
Gene: ARMC9
Product: armadillo repeat containing 9
Exons: 25
Coding region: 381-2813 (810 amino acids)
Biological process (GO): cilium assembly
Cellular component (GO): ciliary basal body; ciliary tip; centriole
Molecular function (GO): protein binding
Source: RefSeq, a predicted model, not a curated record